AUGACUAUCAUGCCAACCGUAGGAGAAGGUGAUGCCAACAACAAUUCAAUCGACGAGGAACAAUAUGGUAAUCCGGAUAAAUUGUCAGAAGACGAACGUGAGCAAAUCAAGGAACAAUUUGACACUGCUUUUUCUGCUGGUGCAGAGAAGGCAGAAGGAUUAGUCGAAACUGAGUAAUUUUUAUUGUUUCUAAGGUUCACAAACUGCUAGGAGUCUGCGAUUGCUCUAAAAUUAACUUUCUUAGGGCAAAAUUUACAUUCUUCCGAGCACAAACCUCCAGCUCUCUUUUCUCUAAUUAGCUCAAAAUGUUUUUCAAUGAAAAUUAAAGUUCAUAAUAUAAGGCAGAUUCCUAACAGUUAGAACCAUUUUUUGUUUCUUUUUUGUUCUUUUUCAAUAAAUUUUUGUGAAAAAAAUGUGUUUUUGAUUUGAAAAAAGUCUGGGGAAAUGAUCAAAAAAUGGUGAAAAAUUGGUGGGAAAAAGUUGAAAAAUUGACCAAAAAAUGGUGAAAAAUUUUUUGGUGCAUUUUUGGUCAAUUUUUGUUCAAAAUUUUUUUGACCAAAAAUUGACCAAUUUUUGGUCAAACUCCCAGGACCAGUGUUGCUGCUAGAUCCUAGUCGAGGAACAUAUUCUAUAUGUUUUCCGCAGUUUUUAACACUCAAUUUUUCUAUGAAACGGGAAACAAACAAAAAAAACGAAAAAAAAAGAAAAAAAAUGUGGCGUGCAAAUCGUCCGAGAGAAGUACACACACACACAUUUCGCUGCAGGAUAAAUUCAUUGAAAUGUCUGCGCCUUUAAUGUUACACUUUUGCGCACCAAUUAAGAGCACUUGAGUGAAAAUGAUAUAUACCAUUCGACUCAGAAUUUCACGAUGAACAAAAUGAUUAUAAAUUCAUCCCUUGUUUCGAGCGAUUUCCAAUUUUUCGGUUUUUGAGAAAUGUGAAUGUUUAUAGUGAACUUCACUCAGUUACACUAUACCAUUCGAUAGAGUUUUUCCUGCUAAGAAAUAUCCAGUUAUCAGUUUUUGUUGAACGACUCGUAAAAGCUCAAAAUUUAGCCCGAAAUUGAGUAAAUGUUUUUUUUUCGCUUUUUCAGAAGCUUCUAAACAAAAGAAUGUGCAUGCAUGAUAAUCGAUCUCAUGAGAAGAUUGUAUAAAUCUUUCUGAUAUAUUAAACGGUGAUCUGUCUGUCGACCUACUUUUGUGCCCUAGAUUUAAAUUUAAAUAAUUUGACGUGAAUUGUUUUGCUCAUUUUCGAUUUUACAAAACGCGUUUGAAUUGCGGCAUUCAAUUUCUGCAUUAUUUUUUUGAAAUGUAGCAAAACAUGUGAGUUGUUUUAAAAAGGUAUCGUGCGAUUUAUCAUUUUUAUCUAUAAAAUUGAGCUAGAUUUGAAAAUCGGGCAUUCGCAGUGACUACGAAAUCACGAUUCAUCAGUUUUAUCCAUAAAAUCGAGCUAGAUUUAAAAAUCAGGAAUUCGUAGUGCCUACGAAACCACGAUUUAUCAUUUUUAUCUUUAAAUAGAAUGAAUGGAAGAAAACAUGUUCAAAAAACUCUACUGUGAAGGAGGACUUGAUGAUUUAUCAAUAAUUGGUACAUUAUGGAUCCAUCACCCAUCAUCAAUCCAUUUUGAAUCAAUCAACAAUCAGCUCAAUCAGCUGAGUAUUAAUCUGAGUCCCAUCAUGGGUACAUCACCCCUGAUUGAUGUCAGAUGGAUCUUAUAUGGACCCUUGAUGUAACCGAAAUGGGUCGAUUAUGGAUGAUGGAUCCAUAAUGUAUCCAUUAUGUAUCCAUAUGAAUUUGCCUGUGGUUUGGGCUCAAAAUGCUCCAAAUCUCAUUAGGAGCAUCAAAAAUAGCCUUCUGAUGGCUCAAAAUGCUCCAAAUUCCCCCCGGAGCCCAAAAACCGCCCUUGUUUGGACUCAAAAUGCUCCAAAUUCAAAUUCAACACCAAAAAUUGCUCCCGAAAAACUUUAUUCAACGAAAAAUCGUCUUAAUUUGCUGGUGAAAUCGUGAGACAUGAGCAUUUUCCAGUUCCAACACAAUUUCCAGCCAAAAAUCCGAGAUCAAUGCAGAAAUUGCGACAGAAUAAUUGACUGGCUUUGUUGCCUGGAUCACAAGAUGGAGUUCCGAUAUCUCCAGAUUGGAAGGAAAUCGCGAUUAGAAGGCAGAAAAUUAGAUAUUUCAACAUUUUUUGAGUUUUUUUAUGGUUUCGGACAGCCUUUUUAUAUAUAGUUUAGAUUUGUUUGCUUUCCCAUAGAAAGAACAUGGGAAAAUUUGUUAUUUCAGCUGGAAAAAGUUCGAAGUUUGAACUUAUUGAACUUUAGGCCCCCGAAACCCUAAAAACCCCAAAAAAUGUUCAAAUAUCUCAUUUUCUGCCUUCUAAUCGCAAUUUCCUUCCAAUGUGGAGAUAUCCUAACUCCAUCUUGUGAGAUUUUUGGCUGGAAAUUGUUUGGGAACUGGAAAAUUCUCAUGUCCAACUAUUUCAACAGCAAAUUAAGACGAUUUUUGAGGGAUAAAGUUUUUGCGAGCAUUUUUUGGUGUUGAAUUUGAAUUUGGAGCAUCUCGAGACCAAAUGAAGGCGAUUUUUGGGCUCCAGAGAAAAUUUGGAGCAUUUUGAGCCCGAACAAGCCUAUACUUAGGCUCCGCCCCCUUUUGCAACUUGCGGCAUGGUUUUUGGAGCAUUUUGAUCGUUUAUUCUCAAGCUCCGCCCAUUUUUCUGUGCCCUGCACGAGAUUUGGAGCAUUUUGAAACCAAAUAAGCCUGAGCUACGUUUUUUAGCCUCUAUCUUUAGGCUCCACCCAUUUUCGCAAUUUUGCGGCACGGUAUUUUUUGAGAGAAACAAACAUCUCACAAGAAAACCAUGCCGCAAAAUUGCAAAAAUCGGCGGAGCCUAAAGAUAGAGGCUGAAAAAGCGUAGCUCAGGCUUAUUUGGUUUCAAAAUGCUCCAAAUUUCGCGCAGGGCACAGAAAAAUGGGCGGAGCUUGAAAAUAGGCUCGAAAUGCUCCAAAAACCAUGCCGCAAGUUGCAAAAAGGGGCGGAGCCUAAAUAUAGGCUUAUUCGGGCUCAAAAUGCUCCAAAUCUCACUAGGAGCAUCAAAAAAGCCUUCUGAGGGCUCAAAAUGCUUCAAAAACCAUGCCGCAAGUUGCAAAAAGGGGCGGAGCCUACAUAUAGGCUUGUUUGGACUCAAAAUGCUCCAAAUCUCACUAGGAGCAUCAAAAAAGCCUUCUGAGGGCUCAAAAUGCUUCAAAAACCAUGCCGCAAGUUGCAAAAAGGGGCGGAGCCUAUAUAUAGGCUUGUUUGGGCUCAAAAUGCUCGGAUUUUUUGCAGAUCGAUCCAUCUGGCCGAAUUAUUCUGAUCGAAAACGGCGGUUGCCCGUGGAAAGAGCAUUUCUUCGAAAUUGAGGCCGAAAAAAAUAUCAGAGACGAUAAUAUCACAUAUAUUCUGUUUGGUGAUUCGACAGCAAACUCGUGGCGAGUUCAAGCAAUUCCCACUGAUAAAAAUGCGAGUUUUGAGAAUCGAUUACCUUUGCCAGCCAAUUGGAGAGGUUUGAGAGAUGAGGAAUUGAGCAAGGAAAGCGGAAUUGAUGGCGGUGUUUUUGUGCACAUUUCGGGUGAGAUUUUGAGGGAUUUUGAACCAAAAAUCGUGAAAAAUGGGCUAUUUUACAUGAAAAAUCAUAAAAUUUGGUUAAUUUUGCCCAGAAACUCAUUUUUAGCUCAAAAAUGCCAAAAAUUCGCAUUUUUCAGGUUUCAUCGGUGGAAAUUUGACAAAAGAAGGUGCGAUUUUGAUGGCACGAAAAGCUCUCGAAAUUGGAGCACAGGAACCCAAUGAGACGAAUGCCAAAAAGAUGAAAUUAGAUAAUUAA
Messenger RNA from Caenorhabditis angaria, 3854 nucleotides. The record is from the annotation of a GenBank genome assembly. Lineage: Eukaryota; Metazoa; Nematoda; Chromadorea; Rhabditida; Rhabditidae.